UUCCAAGUACUUCAACGCAAGUCUACGAUCCCAACCAGCUCGUCAGCUUCACUCUUCCCCUCCCACUCCCCCGAGUCGCGACCGCCGCCCCACCCGGACCUCCCCCGCCUCCUCCAGCGGCGGCGGCGGCGGCGGCGGCGGCGGCGACCCACUCCUGCCUUCCUCCGCUAGGGCUCGCCCUCGCGCACGCUGAUCCGCCGGCGAUGGAGGACGGCCCCGGCCUGUCGAGGCCGGCCGCGCUCGCCUCCUGCUUCUCCAUGGCCCUCCUCUACGUCGCCACCCUCUACGCGCCCACCGUCGUCCUCCGCCUCCCCCCUCCCGCCUCCUUCAAGAGCUUCAUGAUCAGGCGCUUCGCCUGCGCCGCCGUCUCGUCCCUGGUCUCGGUCGCCGCCACCGCCCUCGUCCUCCCGAUAAGAAGAUUGGAGGUUCGCGAUUUGCUGGCUGUUUACGGCAUCAGGGGAGACCAUGUGUGGCAAGCCGUGGUUCUUCCUCUGUCGUUGACCUCUCUUAUGUACGCUGGGAGUUUGGCCCUCAAGUUGUUGUUGUGGGUGGAUUCAUGGAAGGAGCAUCAGAAUUGCGUCGGAUGCUUUUCCUUCGAGUAUAUCUACAACUCUGUGCAGUUUCUAUUUAGGUGGAUUCUCUCCAGGGCCUCAAAUAUUAUGGCUUGGCGUAAUUUUGUCGUGGCGCCACUGACAGAAGAGUUGGUUUUUAGAGCGUGUAUGAUAUCCAUACUUCUCUGUGGAGGAUUCGAAAAGUACAGCAUCCUUAUUCUGGGCCCAAUCUUAUUCAGCUUGGCACACUUGAACCAUUUUAUGGAGAUUUAUAUGAAGCAAAACCGUCAAUUAAUAAAAGCAUCAAUGAUCAUAGGCCUCCAGCUGGGAUACACUGUUGUCUUUGGUUCAUAUGCAUCAUUUCUAUUUAUCCGGACUGGUCAUCUUCUUGCCCCAUUAGUUGCUCAUAUCUUUUGCAAUUUCAUGGGAUUGCCUGUGCUAUUUUCACGUGGGAAAGGAAUUGCAACUGUGGCAUUUGUAGCUGGGAUGAUGGGGUUUCUAUGGCUCCUUUUUCCUAUGACAAGGCCAGAUUUCUACAAUGACAGAACUAAAAAUUGUAGAUGUUGGCACACAUACUGUUCCUGGAUCUGAAACUUUUUGAAGUUGCAAGAUAUGUCUUCACUGUGAGGUUGUGUCCGGGGAGGAUAUAUUGGAGAAUUGAGAGAAGGGGUAGAAGUAUGGGCGUCAGGUGAUGUCUUCACUGACUCCUCUCUCGGCUGAUUAUAGGAGGACUGAAAGAAACUUGUUUUCGUCUAUACAAGAGUCCAUCUGCUCCAACACAGUAGCCCGGCAGAUUUUAUUCAAAGUCCUUAUAUCCGAUGCCGCCUGGCACUUGAGCUGAUUGUCCAUCGUUCCCCUCCUUUAUAGACUGCUGCUGCCUGCGUAAUUUUGUGUGCAUCACUGAGCAUGUUCUUUUCUCCCCCUGAAAUCGGAAGAGAUUGCUAGCAGCAUUUCUAUGGGGAUUUACGAGGGAUAUAUGUCAUAAAAGGCAUCUCCAAAGAGGAUGUUAAUAUCUCUCAUGUCACUGUAUUUGUAUUUGGAAUACUCUGAAAAAGCUUUUGCUUAGAUAAAGCCUUUGUGAUUCAAAUCCCUUUUUGAGUACGAGGGGAUUUGCCUGGUGCGAAUUCACUCAGAUGUAAGAACUUGAAGAUAGAAAAUUUCUGUUUCCUUGUCCA
Molecule: messenger RNA, 1726 nt
Organism: Eucalyptus grandis
Lineage: Eukaryota; Viridiplantae; Streptophyta; Magnoliopsida; Myrtales; Myrtaceae
Product: CAAX prenyl protease 2
Exons: 8
Coding region: 204-1142 (312 amino acids)
Biological process (GO): CAAX-box protein processing
Cellular component (GO): endoplasmic reticulum membrane
Molecular function (GO): metalloendopeptidase activity
Source: RefSeq, a predicted model, not a curated record